AUGGCAGAUGAGGGGAAUGAGAGAGAGAGGAGAGAGGGAAGGCGGCAGGAGAGAGCAGAGAUGAUGAGCAUGAGAGGAGAUCGAGAAGGCGCACGUGUGGAGUUUGAGGAUCUUCGUGGGAGAAGGGUGAGAGAGAGGGAGAGACGAGAGAGGAGAGAGAGAGAAACAAUUACAUUGUGACAGCUAUAGGCUACUUAGUCACAAGUGCGUAAUCACUGAAUAUGAGUAGGUUUUGCAACAGCUGGUGAUGCUUCAUACAUAGCAUCAAAGAGAGUCUAAGCUACAGUUAGAACUUAAAUACCUUCACACUUCAGCCUGAAUUAACAUAAACAACAAACAUUAUACAUCAGGAGUUUCACAAGUUCCUGAAAACAACUUCCCAGCAAACAAUAUCUGGUUAACUAAUGUUGUGUGAACGUUCUUUGAUUGCUGGCAACCAGUGAGGAAGCAGUCUGUAUACCAACUGGGAAGCCUUCCCAGCUAGCACAUAACGUUCUGAGAACCAUAUGUUUCUUGGAGCUUGGUGAGAGCGUGGUUGUCCUGUGGUUAUUUUGCAUACAACCUUCCCACAACUCUCCGUCAGUCCGUUCGUUCAUAUGUAUGUCACACGCAAUAUUUCAGACAGCGCUGGCCCGAUUUUGACAAAACUUGGGUGAAUGAUGCGUCUUGCCAUAGAGAUCUGGCAUUUACAAAAUUCCACUGAUUGGCCCAAGGCGGGACUUAUAGUAAUUAACUGAAAUGUGUUAGUCACACAUGAUAUCUCAAUAGGCCCGGGUGGGGUUGGGGGGGGGUGUUCAUCAUUCGUGGGGGAUGACAUGUUUACUGUUGUCUUGUUCUAAUUUUGGUAAUGUUCUAGGAACAUUCUACAGGUUUGCUCAUGGUUCUAUUUAAAGUAAUGUUCUCAAAUUGUUCCAAGAAAGUUAAGAAACAACGUUCUUCUGUGGGAAUUUCAGUACUUCAGCAUAACGUUUCCUACAGGUUUCCUCAUGGUUCUAUUUAAAGUCAUGUUCUCAAAUUGUUUCCGAGAACAUUUAGAAAACGUUCCAUAAAACCCAUAAGAACACCAAUGUUCAGAGAACGUUCUAAAACGUAUUUAAAAACAUAGAGAUUCCGUUAUAAGCAUCAACAAAACUCUAUCCUCUAGCUUUUUUAAGUGUGUUGGCCGCGCCUACUAAUUGGUCACACUAUCUAUGUCCUAUCUAUGCCUGGAGUUAAAAAAAGUUACGCGUAAAAUAAGCUAGCAGUGUUUUUGAAACAUUCAGUGAAAGUUUUAAGGAAGAUAUUCAAAAACCUCAAAAUAACCUAUAUCUUCCAUUCUCAGAGUGUUAAUAAAACCUCCCAGGAAAACUUUCAAGGAACCAGAGUAAAACGUUCUCAGAACCUCCCUGCAACCUACUUUCUGUUUUAACGGUCAGGAAACGUAUGCUUCAUUCCAACAACCAAUGUGAAACCAAAAACAUACGUUCCCAGAAUUUACAAGAAACCAAAUGUGCUAGCUGGGUUGAUAUUGUGCUAUGUCUUCCUCCCAAAUGCCACCACGUUCCCUAUAAAAGUAGUACACUAUGAAGGGAAAAGGGUGUCAUUUUAAUCCCUUUAGUUAAUUCGUAGCAUACUGCUAUAAUGAGUCUAUCCCUUGUUGAGAGAUCUUUGAAACGGAUAUCAAUCGUCAAUUGAUCGCCUGUCAUAGAUUAGUCAGGGAUCAUUAACGCUGCAUUGUGAUUGGAGAGGUGACAUUUUCUUCCAAUGCCCUUCUGUCAUUAUCAGGAAAAACAAAUGUGACAGAACAUAAAUAUCAACCAUUGACUCCACUGACUCAUCUGUGCUCAUGUUAUUGAUGGCUUGUCAUCCCUGUAUUAAUCUGUGCCUCUCCACAGAUCAGACACUGUGUGCAUAAUGGAUCAUCAGUAUCUGAAUAACAUUUACCUUUUCCUUAUCUCUGUCUCCCUCUCUCACUUUCCAUCUCUCUCUCCCUCUCUUUUAUCUCUUUCUCUCUCUGUGUCUGAUGCAAGUCCUCCAGAUGCAACCUGUCCCAUUCAAAUUCCAAUCAGUGUCUCAUCUUUAGGCAGACACUGUCAGAAUAUGCAGCUCACUAAAAUGAGAUAAAACAACAGUAUAUCACUCUCUUUCUCUCCCUCCUUCAACCUCUAACUCCCACGCAGGCAUCUGGAAAUGAGAAGGUGUUGUUUGACAUGAGCCCAGACUAGGUCUGUGUGUUGUUGUUGUUGUUGUUGACUUUAGCUGCCUCUUCAUCACUAGAGCCAUUAGAAGCUAGGUUCAGUCAGUUGUUCUGCCUUACACAUAUUCUAAGUGCUUUGCUUCCUGCCGUGCAUAUACACUCCCUCUCUAUGUCUACAUUCCCCAAAUCCUCUUUCACCUCUUCUUCCUCUGUACCUCCCGUGUUUCUUUAUCUGGAGUCAGAAGCUUUGGAAGAAACUACAACACAAUCUAUUGUGUGUUUUGAAGACUGUGACUGAGACUGAGUCUGUGUCUCAAAUGGCACCCUAUCCCUACUUUUGACUAGAGCCCUAUGGGAAUAGGGUGCCAUUUGGGAUGCAGCCGGAGUGUGUGUUCUGUGAAAUUGCAUCGUUCAACUUCACAGUAGUACUUUUUGCCCCUGUGUAGAUGCCAUGCUGUUUUGUGGCUAGACUACACAUUUUGCUUGCUUGAAAGAAAAUGGAUGGUGGUUUCAUAACAACAAAUAGCCUAUACCAAUUUAGGAUUUUACUCUGCAGCAAGUAGAGCACAUUAAAUCUUAUAGGCUCUGUUGGAAUUUGCUUCAGUCAUGUGAUUGCUCCUAAGUCAAUCUCUAAUGUUAUUCCCUCCUUCUCCCUUCUUUCUCCCCCUCCUCCCUCCAUCCUUCCCUCCCCGUCCUCCCCGUUUCCCUACUCCCCCUCUCCGUCCAUCCUCCCUCUCCUCUCAGGUGAAUGAUUGAGAAUCAGAGAGAGCUCCUUGCUGUGAGACCCCGCCCCAUGCUCCUCCCUCCUCUCAGGGGAUGGCCAAGGUCCAGGAUGGACACACAAACACAUGUGACAGGUACACUAUACUUCCUCCCUACGUAGGGCACACAAACACAUUAUUUAUCUCUACAUGGAGUACUUGACUUAAAACCUACAUAGGACAUUUCCUACCCCAUAUACACCCUACAUAGGACAUUUCCUACCCCAUAUACACCCUACAUAGGGAACAUAAUGAGUCACAGACACAUACACACACAUAAACACACAUACACACUUUUAAUUUAUUUGUGUAUCUAAUAAACCUGUGUAUGUGUGUGGUGUGUGUGUGCCUGUGUGUGUGUGCCUGUGUGUGUUUGUGUGUGUACCUGUGUGUGUGUGUGUGUGUGUGUGUGUGUGUGUGUGUGCCUGUGCCUGUGCCUGUGUGUGUGGUGUGUGUGUGUGUGGUGUGUGGUGUGUGUGUGUGUGUGUGUGUGUGUGUGUGUGUGUGUGUGUGUGUGUGUGUGUGUGUGUGUGUGUGUGUGUGUGUGUGUGUUCCCGGUGCAGCCCUGCGAUGUUAGAAGAGAGCCAGGAUGGUAUGGACAGUGGUAGCCUGACUCCAGCUUCAGCUCGACAGGUCUGCAUUCAGCGCCACCCCAGCCAAGGCUUCGGAUUCAUAGCAGGCAGCCAGAGACCAGUCAUCAUACGCUCCGUCUCUGCAGGUAGGUAGGGAUCUGUGUGUGUGUAUGUGUGUGUGUGAGUCUGUGUGUGUGUGUGUGAGUCUGUCUGUGUGUGUGUGUGUGUGUAUCUGAGAGCGAUAGAGCGAGAGAUAGAUAGAGAGAUAAUAUAUGAGUAUUGUCAGUUUGAUGUCUGUGUCUGUGUGUCCGUCCAUUACGCAUAGACUAAGUGUUCCUCUGCGUCUGCGUGUGCGUGUGUGUGUGUGUAUGUGUGUGUGUGUGUGUGUGUAUAUGCUGACCCAGACGGCCCGUCCAUCGGCAAGCUUCUCCCUGGAGACCAGAUCCUGGCAAUCAAUGAGGAGGUGGUGAGCGAGGCUCCCCGGGAGAGAGUCAUAGACCUUGUAAGGUAACAUCCUUUAUAUCACCACAGGGGGAGGGGGGAGGGGUGGGGAAUGGGGAGGUCAAGGGGUGGUGGGUUUGGCGAGGAAGGUAGAGCGAGGGGGAGGGGGAGGUAAGGAAUGAGUCGAGGAGGAGAAUCCAAUGCUCUGUGUCUCUAGAUUGUUGUUCGUCUAUAGCCUACACCUUAUGUGAGUCUGGGACAGGACGAAGCUUUGGUGGGAAUGUUUUUCUAAGCUCAUUCAAUGUGUGAACUCUCACAACACAUAAGAGCAGUAUCUGCAGUACAUUCAGCAGCAGCAGUACAGCGGUGAUCGUUCUGUGUGUUUGAAGGCUAAAGUAACGGAGAAAUAGUCUGUCUCUAAGCCUCAUAUAUUCCAUAGAAACAUAAUGGGACAGAUGAAUCACAGAGAACAGAGAGGAGGUCUAGCAGGUAAAAACAGGACCGUUUCUUCCAAUGCCACAGCUCUAGUGUUACCUAACCCACUCCACACUCCUCUCUCCUCUCUGCUGCCUGUCCUCUCUAUAGAUGCUGCAAAGACUCCAUAGUUCUCACUGUGCUGCAGCCUCACCAGGUAACAAUACACAGCUCUCGCUCACCGUUUCUCUCCGUAUUUUUACUAUUUUCUACAUCAAAAUAUAUUCUACAUCAAAAUAUAUUUUAUAUUUGAGAUUCUUCAAAUAGCCACCCUUUGCCUUGAUGACAGCUUUGCACACUCUUAGCAUUUAACACUUGUUUGGUUACUCAUGAUUCCAUAUGUGUUAGUUCAAUGUAGAAAAUAGUCAAAAUAAAGAAAAACCUUUGAAUGAGUAGGUGUUCUAAAACGUUUGACCGGUAGUGUAUAUAAGUCCCAAAUAAGGGUUAUAUGGCUUGUAACCAUAGCUGAACCCUUUUUGGUCUGUAAAGAACAAUACUCAUAAGGUUCUAAAUGGAACCUGUAUGGUGCUAUAAAGAACCCUUUCCCAAGGUUCUAUAAAGAACCAUUAAAUGGUUACAAGCCUUUUUGGGGCUAUAUAGAAACCUUUUUUAUGGUUCCUUAUAGAACCUUUAUGGAGAACGGAGUGUACAAAACAUUAGGAACACCUUCCUAAUAUUGAGUUGCACCGCCUUUUGCCCUCAGAGCACCCUCAAUUCGUCGGGGCAUGGACUCAACAAGGUGUCGAAAGUGUUCUACAGGGAUGCUGGCCCAUGUUGAUGCCAAUGGUUCCCACAGUUGUGUCAAGUUGGCAUGAAAAACCCAGCAGCGUUGCAGUUCUUGACACACUCAAACUGGUGCGCCUGGCACCUACUACCAUACCCCAUUCAAAGGCACUUGAAUCUUUUGUCUUGCCCAUUCACCCUCUGAAUGGCACGCAUACACAAUCCAUGUCUCAAUUGUCUCAAGGCUUAAAAAUCCUUAAUCUACACAGAUUGAAGUGUAUUUAACAAGUGACAUCAAUAAGGGUUCAUAGCUUUGACCUGGUCAGUCUAUGUCAUGGAAAGAACCAUAUAGGGUUUUUUAUUCUGGUUUAAUAGUCAUAUUGUUAAAAUUCCAUAAUUGUAUUGUUGUGUUUAUUGGUUUAUUGACAAGUCGAACAGCUAGGGUUCCCUGAAGAGAAAACUGAGAACUACUGACAUAGUCAACCAUUCUCAGUUGACACAAGGCCAUACGUAAAUCUUUCACUAGACACUGUCACCGACAGUAUUCAAAUAAAAAAUGUAAUUACGUAACACAACAGACUAGAUAAACUGGAAUGACUCUCUCACUCACGGUUGCACAAAAAGAGCUGUGAACAAACCACGCCCCCAAAUAUUCAGAUGAGCCGCUGCCCAUACAUUCAGUAGUGGAAAAGUACCCAAUUGUCAUACUUGAGUAAAAGUAAAGAUACCUUAGUAGAAAAUGACUCAAGUAAAAGUGAAAGUCACCCAGUAAAAUACUACUUGAGUAAAAGUCUAGAAGUAUUUGGUUUUACAUAUACUUAAGUAUCAAAAGUAAAAGUAUAAAUCAUUUCAAAUUCCUUAUAUUAAGCAAACCAGACAGCCACAUUUUCUAGUUGUUUUAUUUUAUUUACAGAUAGCCAGGGGCACACUCCAUCACUCAGACAUCAUUUACAAACAAAGCAUGUGUUUAUUGAGUCUGCUAGAUCAGAGACAGUAGGAAUGACCAGGGAUGUUUUCUUGAUAAGUGUAUGAAUUGGACAAUUUUCCUGACCUGCUAAGCAUUCAAAAUGUAACGAGUACUUUUGGGUGUCAGGGAAAAUGUAUGGAGUAAAAAGUACAUUAUUUUCUUUAGGAAUGUAGUGAAGUAAAAGUAAAAGUAGUCCAAAAUAUAAAUAGCGAAGUAAAGUACAGAUACCCUCCCAAAAAACAUAAGUAGUACUUUAAAGUAUUUGUACUUAAGUACUUUACACCACUGCGUACAUUUGAAUUAUCACUAAAAGAGGAACUAACCCUUUUUUGAACUGCAAAGAACCAUUGGGUUAAAGGGUUCUUUGCGUCUGUAUGGUUCCACAUAGAACCAGCACCCUUCCCAAAGAACCCUUGAGGAACACUCAUUUUUUAGUGUGCUGUGCUACUGAACACAAUCACCUCUAUAGGCUACAUGGCUACUGCUACAAUUUCUCGUCUCAACAGUCUGUUUCAAAAGCACUGUUUUAUGCACAAACACAUAUCAGUUAUUUUGUUGCCUUUGUAAUUACAGACCCAUGCUCAGCCAGGCAUGUAAUGAAACUUUAAUGUAAAACGUCCUAAUUAUUUAACCAUCUAACUAAAUCACAUUUUUGCUAAACAUAACUAAAUGGUUUCAAAUCAUAAAACUUUUCUCAUUUGUUUAAUUUGAUUGUUAAUGCAGUGAAUAAAACCUAAAUGUCUUAUAAGCUAUGGAGAUAGAUAGAGAUGUUUCUUCCUCUCUUUCCUCUCUUCUCUUCCAGUCACCUGUUUCCUCUCCUCUCUUCCAGUCACCUGUUUCCUCUCCUCUCUUCCAGUCACCUGUUUCCUCUCUUCUCUUACAGUCACCUGUUUCCUCUCUUCUCUUCCAGUCACCUGUUUCCUCUCUUCUCUUCCAGUCACCUCUUUCCUCUCCUCUCUUCCAGUCACCUGUUUCCUCUCUUCUCUUCCAGUCACCUGUUUCCUCUCUUCUCUUCCAGUCACCUGUUUCCUCUCUUCUCUUCCAGUCACCUCUUUCCUCUCCUCUCUUCCAGUCACCUGUUUCCUCUCUUCUCUUCCAGUCACCUGUUUCCUCUCUUCUCUUCCAGUCACUUGUUUCCUCUCUUCUCUUCCAGUCACCUCUUUCCUCUCCUCUCUUCCAGUCACUUGUUUCCUUUCUUCUCUUCCAGUCACCUGUUUCCUUUCUUCUCUUCCAGUCACCUGUUUCUUCCUCUCUUUUCUCUCCUCUCUUCCAGUCACCUGUUUCCUCUCUUCUCUUCCAGUCACCUGUUUCCUCUCUUCUCUUCCAGUCACCUGUUUCCUCUCUUCUCUUCCAGUCACCUGUUUCUUCCUCUCUUUCCUCUCCUCUCUUCCAGUCACCUGUUUCCUCUCUUCUCUUCCAGUCACCUAAGUCAGCCUUUAUAAGUGCAGCUAAGAAGGCCCAUCUGAGAACCAACCCGCCCAAAGUGCGCUUUUCAGAGCAAGUGUCCUUCAGUGACCCAGACUCAGUAAGUAUACUCUUUCUAUCUCUCUCUCUCCAUUUCUGUCUCCCUCUCUGUCGUUUCUUGUUUUCUCAAUCUUUCAUUCUCUCUCACUCUCGCUAUUUUUCUGUAACACAAUUUCUCUCACUACUCAGUCUUUCUCCACGUCUCUCUAAAACGUUCUCCUCUGUUUAUUCUCUCUUUACCCUGGGCCUGGGCCUGUCUCCCGGCUGAUUAAACAUGGCUGAACAUCCUCUUCCUCUCCAUCACCGUGUUUGUAUUUUGGGUAGCUGACUACUUGCACCAUACAAAACAGCCUUGGGUCCAACACAGUGCAGCUUUUUGAUUAUAAAUUGUUCUCCUCCAGAUCGAUGUCCCCUCUCUCUGGUAGAGCACAGGUUGCACCUCUAAACUGUUUCUAAGACGUUUGUUAAACAUUGGGCACAUUUUGUAUUCAGCUGCAGCAGAAGCGUUACAGUGUUAGGCUGGCUGAGAGCUGAGAUGUAAAGUCCCUACUUGGCUGUGAAGGACCCUCUCCCCUGGGUGUAGACCUGAUACAGGGAGAGAGAGAUGGUCCAACACCCCUGGGUGGAGGCCUGAUACAGGGAGAGAGAGAUGGUCCCUCUCCCCUGGGUGGAGGCCUGAUACAGGGAGAGAGAGAUGGUCCUUCUCCCCUGGGUGUAGGCCUGCUACAGGGAGAGAGAGAUGGUCCUUCUCCCCUGGGUGUAUGGAGGCUAAAUGAAUAAAUAAGUGUAGACAGGGGUGAACCUAUUCUCUUCCCAAGUCUCUCCAUCUCAAUCUAUCUCUGACCACCCCCUUUCUCUCUCCCUCACUCUUUCUCGUUGAAGUAAGUUCUGUUGAUCAUAUGGUAUAUAUCAAAGAUAUAUGGUGCGUAGAAAUCCGAAGAGGGUGGCCAGCAGAGAUAGGUGGGAUGGGCUUAGGGAAGCUGAGGGUUGGGAUGUGGAAUUGGAAUUGGAGACAAGUGGGAAUGGAGUUGCUGGGCAGGGGGAUAGAAUGACGAUCAAAGAUGAACGUAAAAAAAAGUCAAAAUAAAACAAAACAAAAAGUACAUUUGAAUGACACUGAGGGGCAGUGUUGUUACAGCUAAUGCCUGUUUGCCUGAGGCUGAUGCCGCGCAGGGGUUUGUAAACAUGCAUAUACACACACUCUCAUUCAAAUGCACACACGUACACAUACACGGACACACACACAUACACACGUAAAUAGUGCCAUACAUGCACUCAAACAUAUUCAGUUGGCCUUGCUGUUUUUAUUUUUAAAAUUUUUAUUUUAAUUUUUUUAAGCCAUUUUAUUGUAUUUUUCUUGGGGGGGGGGGGGACUGUGGGGGGGCAGUCUAUGAUGGUUGAGGGGCAGCUCUGGGGGAACUGUGGGGGGGUCUCGGAUGUUUGAGGGGCAGCUCUGGGGGAACUGUGGGGGGGGGGGGUCUCGGAUGGUUGAGGGGCAGCUCUGGGGGAACUGUGAGGGGGGGGUCUCGGAUGGUUGAGGGGCAGCUCUUGGAGCCCCGUGUAGCUCAGUUGGUAGAGCAUGGCGUUUGCAACGCCAGGGUUGUGGGUUCGAUUCCCACGGGGGGGCCAGUAUGAAAAAUGUAUGCACUCACUAACUGUAAGUCGCUCUGGAUAAGAGUGUCUGCUAAAAUGACUAAAAAAACUCUGGGGGUCUCGGAUGGUUGAGGGGCAGCUCUUGGAGAACUGUGGGGGGGGGGUCUUGGAGGGCUGGUGGCCUGGCGGUUAAGAGCUUGGGCUGGUGGCUCAUAGGUCGCUGGUUCGGGUCCCCGUUUUUGACCUUGUGGGAGAUCUGUCGACGUGCCCUUGAGCAGGGCGCUGACCCUGGUUGCUUCUGUGGGUCUCUCUGGAUGGGAGUCUGUUAGAUUACUAAUGUGAUGUAGUUGUUGAGUGGCUUCACUGCAAGUAGACUGUAUGUUUUAUAUAUACAAAAUAAAAAAAGUAUGUUGAUCAGAGCUGGAGGCAGAGGGAGGGAGGUGAGGGGAGGAGGAGGGUUAGCGAUUGGCAAAGAUCAGACCAUCCCCCUUCGGCAGAGCAUUUAAUCAUGUCUAUCCGUCUCCUGUGAUCAGAGGCUGGGAGUGGGGAUUGAUUGGUUUGGACUUGCUUAUCAGUGCAGACCACCUAACCUGAGCGUUUGAAGUUAAUCGACAUAGAAGGAAAGAGAGAUGAGGCGGCUAUAUGUUCAGCCACAACUACAUCUACUAGGCACGCGUCCCAAAUGGCACCCUAUUCUCUAUAUAGUGCACUAAUUUUAACAGGAGCCAAUAGGGCUCUGGUCAAAAGUAGUGCACUAUAUAGAAAAUAGGGUGUCAUUUGGGAGGCAGGCCUGCCUGCACUGCUCUGCUCCACGCUCGGCUAACACAGGCCGUUAUGCUAAAUUCAACCUUUACUUCUGUCAUCAUUAUCCACCUCAGGUCUUAGAGAGAAGCCAUGGUAGACUGGGUGGAAUUCUAAACUACACCCUUUUUGGUUCCAGGUGGAACCCUUUUGGAAAGGGUUUCAUAUGGAACCCAAAAGAGUUCUACCUGGAACCAAAAGGGGUUCUUAAAAGGGUUCUCCUAUGGGGACAGCCGAAAUACCCUUUUAGGUUCUAGAUAGCACCUCUAGAUAGUGUAGCCUAGCUGACAUCUUAUGUGGAUACAUCUGUAGUGUAGUGUAGUCAGUCUAUUCCAAAUGAUGUUCAUUUCAUUACCUCUCAUCAGAUACAGUAGUUGUUGAAUAUUAUCACAUUUUAGUCAUUUAGCAGACACUCUUAUCCAGAGCGACAUACAGAAGCAAUUAGUUACUGGCCUUGUGCCUUGCACUUUCAGCCUUGUGCCUUGCACUUUCAGCCUUGUGCCUUGCACUUUCAGCCUUGUGCCUUGUACUUUCAGCCUUGGGCCUUGGACUUUCAGCCUUGUGCCUUGUACUUUCAGCCUUGUGCCUUGGACUUUCAGCCUUGUGCCUUGGACUUUCAGCCUUGUGCCUUGUACUUUCAGCCUUGUGCCUUGUACUUUCAGCCUUGUCCUUGUACUUUCAGCCUUGUCCUUGUACUUUCGGCCUUGUGCCUUGUACUUUCAGCUCCUAACCACUAGGCUACAUUGUCCAUCUUCCUCUCUUCUCUCUUCUCUCUGUUCACCAAGUGAUUUUCAGAACAGCAGUGGAUGCUUGUGAUGUGUGUAUAUAACUCACUCUACAUCCCUCAUUCACCCUCCUGAUGACACCACCUCUGGAGAGAGUGAAGACGUGUCACGGCCCAUCUCCCUACCUAGACGGAACUCAGCUCCAGCAGAGGAAACUUUUCUGAUGAGUGGCUGAUAAAAGCAGAAUAACCUUGAGUUAUCAGGCCUCCUGCAGCUCUCCCUGGGCUACGCAACCACCACACUUUAUAGUCUAUUCAGCCAGCUAGCUUCCAAUUGUACUUGCAGCACCGGCACAUACAUAUUAAAUUGAUGCAUUGAGGAAAUGUAAUAAGCUGUUCUUUGAUCACAGCACAAAGUAUCCCCCCCCCCCCCCCCCAAAAAAAAGCUCCAGCCUGGUCCCUUCUCAACUGCUUUUAGAUGGAAUGUACUUCUCUCUGCACAUUCCACAGUUCUGGAGCUCUGACUUCAUUCAGUUAUAGCCCUGAUCCCCUACUCUGGGGUUGAUUAAAUGUACUGUACCAUGUUGAUGUAGGAUAUUAACCUUUUAAGUACUUUCUCAGAUACCUCAUCUUGCCUCUCUCUUACUGCUAUAAGAGGCACUAAGGUUUUACAUUUGCUCUCUCUCUCUCUCUCUCUCUCUCUCUCUUUCUCUCCCUCCCUCUCUCUCUCUCUCCCUCUCUCUCUCUCCCUCCCUCUCUCUUUCUCUCCCUCCCUCUAUCUCUGCGCCUCUCCCUCUCCCUCCUCUCCCUCUCUCUCUCUCUCUCUCCCUCCCUCUCUCUUUCUCUCCCUCCCUCUAUCUCUGCGCCUCUCCCUCUCCCUCCACCCUCUCCCUCUCCCUCUCUCUGUCUCUCCAUCUCUCUCUCUCACAGACAAUGCUAAAGGACGACUCUUUGCUACUCAUACCAAAUGUGCUGAAGGUGUUCCUGGAGAAUGGUCAGAUCAAGUCCUUCACGUUUGACAGCCGCACCACUGUCAGGGUACGUAUAUAGUUAGGGUCCAAUUUGUAAACAUUACCAACAGAGUGAAUGUGAAAACUGAUUUUAAAAGGUCACUCUCUGCUGGUGAUUUGCAGGAUGUGCAAUGAUACAAGUAAAAGGAGGGCUGCGAUUGGUUACAUUGCCUGCUGUGCCCAUGUAUCUGUAUUAAAUGGGCCAUAACUCUAAAAGUAGUAGAUAUCUGGAACUUUGAUACGCCCGUAGAGUAUAUCAUGUUCAACGAUACAUUGUAAAAUACUACUCAUAUUACAGAGCAAGAGGUGAAGCUUCAUAUAACACCAAAUGUUGCUUUGUAGCACCUACAGACAAAACAUUAUCGAUGUGAUGGGAAUCCAAUUAUUUUUUUAUUUUAUUCACGUUAGUUGACAACUCAACCAAAUGUAAAUCAAAACUAGACGUUGUACUGACGUCUGUGCCCAGCGGGUAUAACCAUCAUACAAAUAUUUAAUGACGCCACUGAUGGUAAGACCCCCCCACAGUGUUGGAGGAACAGGCCUAGUUAUGAGAAGCCCACUUCCUUCAAUUCCCAGUAUUUUAUAAUGGCUGUGGAUGCAUCUCAAAUGGCACCCUAUUCCCUAUAUAGUGCACUACUUUUGACCCAAGCCUUAUGGGUUCUGGUCAACAUUAGUGUGCUGAAAAGGGAAUAGGGUACCAUAUGGGGCACAUGCUGUAAUAUUGUAAUGACAUCCAGCAGUCAGUCAAGAGACAGAUAGAAGUCAUUACCAUCUACUAUCAGGCUAUGAGACGACUCUGACAUCUCCCACCAGACUCAUUAAAGGCACAAUAUUACAUUUCAGAAAUCUCUUUUCCUGCUCAUUCAGGGAGCGAGGGAUGGAUGGAGGGAGCGAGAGAGAAUGAGAGAGAAAGGGAGGGAGGGACAAAAAUGACUAGGGUUUUCUCCAUCCACCAUUAUGAUAGGUCAUUGGCUGCACACACACACACACACACACACACACACACACACACACACACACCACAUGCACACACUAACACUAUCCAAGUACUGUAUUUGUCUGAGUUGAAAUACAGUAUGUUAUGAAAUCUUACCCUCAGUCACAAGGAGCAAAGAGAAGAAUACACCGGAGUUCCAAAUGGCACCCUAUUAACAAAAGUAUAUAGUGCACUACUUUUGACCAGCGCCCAUAGGCCUCUACAGUAAUGCACUAUACAGCACCAUUUGGAAUGCAGACAGUACGGGCCUAGGUUACAUUUCCUCUGCAGUGUGGAGAGAGAGAGAGAGAGAGAGAGAGAGAGAGAGAGGAGAUAGACGAAGAGAUAGAGAGAGAAGCUAGAUAGAGAUAGAGCAAGGACGAGAAGAGUAGAGACUCUUACGCUUACUCGCUUGACGCUCUCUAUCAUCCCAUCUCCCUUCGCUCUCGAUCUCUACUCGCCUCUACUACUCUCGUCUCUCUCUCUCUCUCUCUCUCUCUCUCUCUUCUCUCUCUCUCUCUCUCUCUCUCUCCUCUCUCUCUCUCUCCCCUCUUCUCUCCUCUCUCUCUCUCCUCUCUCUCUCUCUCUCUCUCUCCCUCUACCUCCUCCUCUCUCUCUCCUCUCUACUCUCCAUCCCCUCUCAUCUCUUCUAUCCCUUUAUCUAAUCAAAGCAUCAUCUACUAAUUUUAUAGUAAGAGAAGCACACAAAGAAGUCUACCAAUAACCCACAUUUCCCUCCACAGUUUUUAUGGAGUAAAGUUCAUACUUAUUUUUUUUUAAAUCACGACAAAUGUGACGGAAACAAUAAGUUUCGGUACAAUUUUAUGAAUGCAGACAGAUGAUUUGUUCGUUCGACAUGGUGGGAUGGUUUUAUGUACGUAAAAUGAAUUAUGCGAGAAAUUGUGAUAAAAACGCCUUCAUGCACAAAUAUUGAUAUAAUAACAAUCAUAUCGAAGUAAACUUGGAGUCACGUGAUGAUAUGGUGUGUAGUCCUCUCACUAUGACUCGGGAAAGCAUAGUUUAUUAGGCUACAGAUGAAAUAGUUAUGAUGAACUUCACAGGGUGGUGAAAGUUCACGGUGAUCUUGAUGCUCCGUUCUAAUAAAUACUGAAGGUCUUGUUCUGGUGACAUGAUGAUCAAUGCUUGACUGCCGUUUGACAAAUAAAAAUAUUCUUGCUCAUAUCCAUAAUAAUGUAGACUAGGCUACCAGAACUAUAUCUGCCAGCUGUUGUCUAGACCGCACAGGCCAAAACCAGAGUAGGUACAUCUGCUAUUUAACGCAACACUUUUUGUGACAAAACCAUCGGCAGAGUUGAAAAUGCGACGGAAACACAUUGAACUUUAGAUUUGUAUUCGGUACAUGAAAACUUAAGCAAAAAAGUACAUGGAGUGCGCUAUGUCAUCACGCACUAAUUUUAUCCUCAACAAGUCCGUUUGGUGGAAACACACCACUGGUGGGAAAAUGUGCAUAUUUUCUUUAUGUGGAUUUCAGAAAAUUCACAUGAAAUUCCGUCGCCAUGGAAACCUAGCUAGUAGUACAGUAUAUUGAUCCCAAUGCAACACCGUGAGAGAGCAAAUAGAGCUCUGGCAAUUAAGUACAGACGGGAUGCGUCCCAAAUAACACGCUAUUCCCUUUCCCUACAUAGUGCACUACUUUUGACAGUUAGUGCACUAUUACAGGGACUAGUGUAGAUAGGGAAUGACCUCUGAAACCCUCAUUGGAGAAGAUAACAGGAUAGUUUGGUCUAUUUGUGCGGACAGCCACAUGUAGAGAAAUCUACGUCGCACAGAUAAAAAUCAUAACACAGGAGGACAUUAAAUAUUUAAUAAAUAUUGCAAGAGAUAAAUGCUAUCCAUAAACUCCAAAUAAAUCUCUCCCUCUUUCCUUCUCCCUCUCUAGGACGUGAUCUCGUCCCUGCAGGACCGCCUGUCCCUGCGUUACAUAGAGCACUUUGCCCUGGUGCUGGAGUCAGGUGGGCUGGACCAGGACCAGAGACUACACAUGCUGCAGGAGAACCAGCCGCUCUCACAUGUAAGGGAGCCAACAGUUACUCUAUUCCUCCUGAUUAUCAUGUUACAGUCAUUCUAAGAGCAGUGUAGGUGUAAUAUAGCCUGGUUAAACCAGACUGAAUCAUUACCAAGGACAAAGCUCUUCAGACCAUGGCAAAUUGUUUACACUCAUAGAAAUAGAAUCUAUAGAUUAGAUAGCAUGGUAAUCACCUUCCAUUGACUAGCUGUGUUUGUCUACUAUGUUGUGAAGGAAGCUGUUAUGAUAUAGAUGUUAUUCAUGACGUCUCCCUCUCUCUCCUCAGGUGGUGCACAGGACGUAUUUCCAGGGGAUGAAGUGUCUCUUCCGCAUCUGCUUCUUCCCCAAGGAUCCAGCAGACCUGCUCAGGAGGGACCCUGCAGCCUUCGAGUACCUCUACAUACAGGUGGGGCUACAGCCUUCAGGUACCUCUAGGUGGGGAUACCAUGGAUACAAACCUCAUGAUUCUGUUUGGAUUGUCAAGGGGUUCUUUCUGCAGCGGAGCCCCUCAGCCCACUGAGCCAACUAAAGGCUUAGAACCUCUGGCACCCAUGAGUAGUUCCAGAUUUAUGUCCUUCUCCAUCUCAUUCUAGAAUGGAGUUAUAGUAAAUCUCACAUGCUAGAGAUUCUGCCAUACCAAGAUGGUAUAUAGACGUAGCAAAACCAGUUUCACGUCACGUCCAACACAAAUCAAAGAAGUAAUCAGUGCAACUUCAAUAUCUCUCUGUCUCACCCCUUUGCAUAAGAUUGCUGGAAGAGGUUCCUGACAAGGACAUCCAUCUCUGUUAUAGCUGUGCCUAAAACUGUAUAACCUGAAAAACAUGACAUUACCCCCACCCCACCACAGAGUCGCAAUGAUGUCAUCAAAGAGCGCUUCGGCAUGGACUGGAAGUCUGACGUCACACUGCGGCUGGCGGCGCUUCAUAUCUACAUCACAGUGUCGUCGGCCAGACCUAAUCAGAAGAUCUCCCUCAAGAAUGUGGAGUAAGUGUGUGUGUGUGUGUAUGUGUGUGUGUGUGUCUUACGACAAAAUGGAUCGCUCAGCUGCAUGACUCAUUACUCAGACACUUCACAGACCGAAAUGCGUGUCUCCGUAUUCCAUUAUAUUUAAUAAAAAAUGUCUUAGCUCUAAUAUGUUGAAGUGUGGUAUCCAGCUGAGCUUCUAAAAGUAUAUCAAAAUGAUCCAUAAUUAAUCCAUCUAAUAUUAAAAGCAGAAACCACUCAAACCACAAGCUCAAGUCACUCUGACACCAAGAAAUUCCUUUUAGAAUUAAAAUUCCCUUUGGCCACACAUUUAGUCAUAUCCCCAACUUACCAGAUAACUAGAUAACUCUGACAGACAGACAUUCCCAGAUAACUAUAGAGAACAAAAAUAUAAAUUAAACAUGUAAAGUGUUGGUCCCAUGUUUCAUGAGCUGAAAUAAAAGAUCCCAGAAAUGUUCCAUAAGCACAAAAAGCUUAUUUCUCUCAAAUUGUGCACAAACUUCUUUACAUCCCUGUUAGUGAGCAUUUCUCCUUUGCCAAGAUAAUCCAUCCACCUGACAGGUGUGAGAUAUAAAGGAGCUGAUUAAACAGCAUGCUCAUUACACAGGUAUAAAAUAAAAGGCCACUCUAAAAUGUACAGUUUUGUCACACAACACAAUGCCACAAAUGUCUCAAGUUUGCAAUUGGCAUGCUGACUGCAGAAAUGUCUACCAGAGCUGUUGCCAGAGAAUUGAAUGUUAAUUUCUCUACCAUAAGCCGCCUCCAACGUCGUUUUAGAGAAUUUGUUAGUACAUCCAAUCGGCCUCAUAACCGCAGACCCUGUGACACCACGCCAGCCCAAGGACCUCCACAUCCAGCUUCUUCACCUGCAGGAUCGACUGAGACCAGCCACCCGGACAGCUCAUGAAAUUGUGGGUUUGCACAACUGAAGAAUUUCUGCACAAACUGUCAGAAACCGUCUCAGGAAAGCUCAUCUGCUUGCUCGUCAUCCUCACCAGGGUCUUGACCUGAUUGCAGUUUGGCGCUGUAACCGACUUCAGUGGGCAAAUGCUCACCUUCGAUGGCCACUGGCACGCUGGAGAAGUGUGCUCUUCACGGAUUAAUCCCAGUUUCAACUGUACCGGGCAAAUGGCAUCGUGUGGGCGAGCGGUUUGCUUAUGUCAACGUUGUGAACAGAGUGCCCCAUGGUGGUGGUGGGGUUAUGGUAUGGGCAGGCAUAAGCUACGGACAACAAACACAAUUGCAUUUUGAAUGAACAGAGACAAGAUCCUGAGGCCCAUUGUCGUGCCAUUUAUCCACGGCCAUCACCUCAUGUUUCAGCAUGAAAAUGCACAGCCUCGUGUCGUAAGGAUAUGUACACAAUUCCUAACUCACUCUGACACAGACAUUACCAGAUAACUAACUCACUCUGACUGACAGACAUUACCAGAUAACUAACUCACUCUGACUGACAGACAUUACCAGAUAACUAACUCACUUUGACUGACAGACAUUACCAGAUAACUAACUCCCUCUGACAGACAUUACCAGAUAACUAACUCCCUCUGACAGACAUUACCAGAUAACUAACUCACUCUGACUGACAGACAUUACCAGAUAACUAACUCACUCUGACUGACAGACAUUACCAGAUAACUAACUCACUCUGACUGACAGACAUUACCAGAUAACUAACUCACUCUGACUGACAGACAUUACCAGAUAACUAACUCACUCUGACUGACAGACAUUAUCAGAUAACUAACUCACUCUGACUGACAGACAUUACCAGAUAACUAACUCACUCUGACACAGACAUUACCAGAUAACUAACUCACUAUGACAGACAGACAUUACCAGAUAACUAACUCACUCUGACUGACAGACAUUACCAGAUAACUAACUCACUCUGACUGACAGACAUUACCAGAUAACUAACUCACUCUGACAGACAGAUAUUUUACUAAUUUAGCAGAUACUCUUAUCCAGAGUGACUUACAAUCAGUGCAUUCAACUAGAAAAAAACAACCACAUAAUAUGUGAGUGAAUACAAGGAAAUGACAUGAAUUGCAAGUCAAGUCACUGCAUUGCAUUCAGUCACACAGACAGAGUAGACCCAGUGUCCUCCCUCCUGUCUGAGUCUGACUCUGAGGGUGGCCUUGUCAACCCUGUCAGUUUGACGGAGAAUAAGAGGAGUAGCUCCAUGAGUCUUUGGCUGCAUCCCAACUGGCACCCUAUUCCCUAUAUAGUGCACUACUUUUGACCAGGGCCCACAGGGCUAUAAAGGGAAUAGGGUGCCAUUUGGGACGUAGCCCUCGAGUGCUGAACCAUUCGUAUAGAGACAUAGGAGAGACCCAGAGAGCGCAAGGGAGAAGAAGGGGAGAAGAGAGAGCCCAGAAGACGAGAGAGAGAGAGAGAGCCAGCCCGCCAGAGGAGAAAAGAAGAGAGAGAGGAGAGAGAAAAGAGAGAUAGAGCGGGAGAGAAAGAGAAGGAAAGAGGCAGGAGGAGAGAGAACAGCGAGAGAGAGAGAAGCGAGAGAGAAGGAAGGGGGAGAAGAGAGGGAGAGAGGAGAGAGAAGGAGAGAGAGAGAGAAAAGAGGAAGAGAGAGAGAGAGAAGAAGGAAAGAUAGCAAAGAGGAGGAGAGAAGGGGAGGGGAGGAAAGGAGGGGGAGAGAGGGAGAGAGGAGAGGAGUAGAGAAAGAGAAAGAGGAGAGGAGAAAAGAGAAAGAGAGAGAGAGAAGGGAAAAGGAAGAGAGAGAGGAAGAGAGAAAAGGAGGAAGAGAGAAACGGAGAUAAAGAGAGCUCGAAAAAGGGGAGAGAGGGGGCUAAUGGGCCCUAGCUCUCGGCGUAAAGUCCUAUCGUAGACCUCUAUCUCUCUCUCUCUCUUCUCUAUCUCUCUCUCUUUCUCUCUCUCCCUCCCCAGGAAAGAGUGGGGUCUGGAACCCUUCCUACCCCUCACUCUGCUGCCCACCAUCAAGGAGAAGAAUGUGUGCAAGACCCUGUCACAGCUGCUCAAGACCUAUCAGCAUCUGCCUCCCUCCGGCAACAAGGUGAUCUCUCCUCUCUGUCACCAAUGACCUUCCAUUCAGUAAAUAUUCUCUAGAUACAGCAUAGCUAUAACACUGAGUAAUUCAGAUUAAUUGUACCUUUUAUCUUGCACUCUCAGUUAAGCAGUUUAUCUUUGUUUCUGAUUGGCUGUGGCGUUUCAAACGUGUUUAAACAGUGUGCUGGUGCCCCUAUACAUGGCUAUACAGUGCCCCCAAGAGGACAUGUACAGUAUUGCAGUCAAUAAUCCACUGGUCAUCCUUGGGUGAAUCUCAACCAUAUAGAGUGGCUUUUCCUCCCCGUCUCCUUUCCUUCAUCACUGAUCUGAAAUCACAACAUGGAGGAUGCCAACUAGGAUUUUAAUUUCACCUGUAAUGUUAGUGCAGAUCAAGGAGAGGAGACGAGUAGAGGAAGCCACUGGAGACUAUUGAGACUGAGCCCUUGAGUGUUGUGUUGUGUCUACUGACAGGUCCCUCCUCUCCAGGGAAAGCUGCAGUACAUGCGCGUGCUCAACGACCUUCCGCCCUUUGGAGGCUUGCUGUUCCACACCGUCGGACUAGUAAUGGCAACAUUCUCUUAUAAACAUUCCCACAUUAUACUGUAUAUGAGUCCGACUCCUUUAUGAUGAAUUUGAUUUCCAUAGGAAUUUCUCUUAUGUCAAGGUACAGCUCAUGUUGAUGUUUUGCUGUAGCCUUGUAGUAUCCCAGGCCAGAAAUCCAAACGGAUAUAAUAAGUAUAGUCAACCCUAAACUGUUACUACGUACAUAUAUAUAUAUACAGUCAUGGCCAAAAUUGUUGGCACCCCUGAAAUUUUUCCAGAAAAUGAAGUAUUUCUCACAGAAAAGUAUUGAAAUUACACAUGUUUUGCUAUGCACAUGUUUAUUUCCUUUGUGUGUAUUGGAAUAACACAAAAAAAAACAGGAAAAAAAGCAAAUUUGACAUAAUUUCACACAAAACUCAAAAAAUGGGCCGGACAAAAUGAUUGGCACCCUUAACUUAAUAUUUAGUUGCACACCCUUUGGAAAAAAUAACUGAAAUCAGUCGCUUCCUAUAACCAUCAAUAAGCUUCUUACACUUCUCACCCGGAAUUUUGGACCACUCUUCUUUUGCAAACUGCUCCAGGUCUCUCAUAUUGGAUGGGUGCCUUUUCCCAACAGCAAUUUUAAGAUCUCUCCACAGGUGUUCAAUGGGAUUAAGAUCUGGACUCAUUGCUGGCCACUUCAGAACUCUCCAGCGCUUUGUUGCCAUCCAUUUCUGGGUGCUUUUUGAAGUAUGUUUGGGGUCAUUGUCCUGCUGGAAGACCCAUGAUCUCGGACGCAAACCCAGCUUUCUGACACUGGGGCCCUACAUUGCGACCCAAAAUCCUUUGGUAAUCCUCAGAUUUCAUGAUGCCUUGCACACAGUCAAGGCACCCAGUGCCAGAGGCAGCAAAACAACCCCAAAACAUCUUUGAACCUCCACCAUAUUUGACUGUAGGUACUGUGUUCUUUUCUUUGAAGGCUUCAUUACAUUUUCGGUAAACAGUAGAAAGAUGUGCUUUACCAAAAAGCUCUAUCUUGGUCUCAUCUGUCCAUAAGACGUUCUCCCAGAAGGAAUUUGGCUUACUCAUGUACAUUUUGGCAAAACUGUAGUCUUGCUUUUUUAUGUCUCUGUGUCAGCAGUGGGGUCCUCCUGGGUCUCCUGCCAUAGCGUUUUCAUUUCAUUCAAAUUUCGACGUAUAGUUCGCGCUGACACUGAUGCACCCUGAGCCUGCAGGACAGCUUGAAUUUCUUUGGAACUUGUUUGGGGCUGCUUAUCCACCAUCCGGACUAUCCUGCGUUGCAACCUUUCAUCAAUUUUUCUCUUCCGUCCACGUCCAGGGAGAUUAGCUACAGUGCCAUGGGUUGCAAACUUCUUGAUCAUGUUGCGCACUGUGGACAAAGGAACAUCUAGAUCUCUGGAGAUGGACUUGUAACCUUGAGAUUGUUGAUAUUUUUCCACAAUUUUGGUUCUCAAGUCCUCAGACAGUUCUCUUUUCCUCUUUCUGUUCUCCAUGCUUAGUGUGGCACACACAGAAACACAAUGCAAAGACUGAGUCAACUUCUCUCCUUUUUAUCUGCUUUCAGGUGUGAUUUUUAGAUUGCCCACACCUGUUACUUGCCCCAGGUGAGUUUAAAGAAGCAUCACAUGCUUGGAACCAAACUUAUUUAUCCACAAUUUUGAAAGGGUGCCAAUAACUUUGUCCGGCCCAUUUUUUUAGUUUUGUGUGAAAAUUAUGUCAAAUUUGCUUUUUUCCUGUUUUUUUUUUGUGUUAUUCCAAUACACACAAAGGAAAUAAAACAUGUGCAUAGCAAAACAUGUGUAAUUUCAAUACUUUUCUGUGAGAAAUACUUCCUUUUCUGGAAAAAUUUCAGGGGUGCCAACAAUUUUGGCCAUGACUGUAUAUAUAUAUAUAUAUAUAUAUAUAUACGUACAUGUAAUCAACACACUUCAAUGGCCACUUUUGAAGAAUGCAUGUUUCUGAGUUAAGUUUUAUAAUGUUGUUCCUUGAAUUAAGAACUCUCUCUGUGUUGAUAGAAUGUUUGUUUGAGUGAUUGAUUGACUGACUGAUUGAUCAACAGGAUGAGACGCAGUCGGCCACUACGCUGCUGGUGGGUCCCCGGCACGGCAUCAGUCAUGUGAUCGACCUAAAAAACAACCUGACCACGGUUCUGACAGAGUUCAGUCGUGUUGCUAAGAUACAGCUGCACCGGGAGAACCAGGGCGUUGCCCGCGUAGAGGUGGCCAUACAUGAGGCCAAGGUAUGGCAGACUGAACACAUAUACAACUAUAGAUUUAGAAGGACAUUAUGAAGCUCAGGGUGUAACUCAAAAGAAUGAGCUUUGUUUGUUUUGCCAGAAAUCAUUGCACCAUACUAGUAGGCUAUGCUACCUAACAUAGAUUUUCGAUGCCCAGAAGAAUUCCUUUCAAAUUCAAUUAAAUCAAACCUGUGACAUAAACCAAGUUGAAGUACCGGUAUGGUCAUUAUAUUAAAUAUACAGUCAAAUGCUUUGUUGAAGUCUCCUAACUCCUCUCCAUCCCAGCUCCAACCUCUCCAACCUCUGUGUAUGAAUAUGUGUGUGUUUCGGAGGGGCUGGGAUAAAGCCAAUAUAUACAUCAUUGGAUAAAGCAGAAGACACAUUUCCGUUGGACCUUGUGUACAAUUGGACAAUAAAGGAAUCUUAAUCUAAAUCUUAAUUAUCCACUCCCACCCCUGCAGCCUCUGGUCCUGUUGAUGGAGUGGCCUGAUGCCAGUAACUUCGCCUGUCUCAUCUCCGGCUACUACAAGCUGUUCGUGGAUCCCAAACGGACCAUCUACUACAGGACACCUGGUCAGUCUUAUAUGAUCAAGGCAGGUAUGUUAGUAGUCACCUCCUUGAUUUAUACUGCUAGUUAGGACUUGCAAUGAAACUGCAUAUUUACAAUAUCUGUUGAUGUUUAAGAAAUGUAUCUGUAAGUCUAGUGUUUCGGGAGGUGUUACAGAGAUUCCAUUAUUAUUAUCUUUAGAUCAAACUGAAAAUGUUUUUCAUUUACAGUUAAAAUCCUUUCCAUACUGUUUGCUUUGGCUACAUUUUGUAACAAUAAAACUCAGCAUUCAAACUCAGCAUCCAAAGCCCCAUUGACUGCAUAUCAGUUUGCAUCUCAAGGAUUCCAUUUACAGGUUUUUGUGUGUGUCUGCAAGUGUGAGGCAUUGCAUGUAAACCAUUAUACUGCAACCAACUCUACUCAAUCUAACUGGACUGAGACCUGCUUCUCCAUAAUGCAUCUGUGCAUCUGGACCUAAACCAUAUCAACAGCUACCAAUCACCUCUGCUGUCUCUCCUCCCAUCUCCAUCCUGAGAUCUCAUCUUCAUCGGACUAUUCUCUCCCUUUUCCUCGCAUAGGGUACAUUUCGGGGUUUUGCCUUGAUUUUCUCUCUGUAAUCAAAUAUACAUGUAAUAUUCAAAGAUGCACAGCUCUGUUUCCAUCUACUGUGGUGGUGUGCCUGCAUGAGAGGAAGGCCGCUACAUCCCAUAACAUCCCACCAGACUUACCUCAAACCUCCAACUCUUAUCUCCAGCAUCCAUCACCGAAAAAAUCCACCAGUCUUCGCCUCUAUUUUCCCAUAAGGACCCACUCCAUCCUCCCAUGCGAUUCCUCACCUCUCAGCCUCUCAACUGCUCUGACAAUUCUGUCCUCAGAUUACAGAGGUUCCCACCACGCCCACCCGCGCUCCGGCGCCACAGCGGUGUCCAGUGGGGACCGGCGAGGGGACGAGAGGGAAAGACCCCAUACGAGGGACCCAGGGUCCCAGUCUCAGAAGACAGCGGCCACCCCACUGCCCGCAGAGUCCCAACACCUGGGUCUAUGCCACGUCCAUCUCCGGGAGCAACAACAGCUGCAGGAGCUCCAAAUGCAGGCAGAACCCGAGCUCGACAUCAAUGAGAACUUCAUUUCCCAAGAGGCACCAGGGCGGCCCCGUACCAAGUCUGACCCGACGCUGCAGAGCACGGAGACGAUCACCGGGAGGCCAGAGAGCCCCGUCCAGGAGAGCUCAGUGGCCUUCAGGAGCAGAGUCCAAACAAUGGGGCAGUCCCACCGAACUACACGGUUCUUCUGUGACUCCUGCAAGGCCCGGUUGAGGGCAGAGGGAGUGGCUGUGGGCUUGAACGGUGGAUGCAGCGGCGCCUCGUCGAAGCACUGCUCCAGUGCCUGUGCCUCCCGCAACGGAGGUGCAGUAGACCUCAUGGCCCUGCCUCCCCCGGGGAAUGAAGAGGAGGAGGAAGAAGAGGUGGAGGACAUAGGAAGAAAGCUGCAGCCGCCCCCGCCGGCCAUUGCUGCCCCUCCACCUGGGUUCAGGGACAACAGCUCAGACGAAGACGACGCCAAGAGAGGACGGAAAUCUCGACCCAACCCCAACCCCGUCCCGCGUCCAAGCACUGCAACUGGGGCUGCAGUCAGCAAGAGCUCUGCCAAGGCUUCUUCCAAGGAAGUGGUACCGGCUCCAGAGGAUGUCCCGGUGACGUUGAUAGACAACGUGGCAACCAGGACAGUCCGGGACCAUGCCCAGGAGCUGGAUGAUGCUCUGGUGUCCACUCUGCAGGCACUGGAGGCCCUAGCUGCAUCAGAGGACUUCCCCCAUCACCACCAACAGCCAGCUCAGACCACAGGUCAACAUGCCGAGUCAUGCUUUAUGGACUUCAUCUCAUAUAGAGAGUCUAAUCUAACCACCAAGGGCUCUUUUUAGUGCUAAUGGUUCAUUUUAGAGCACAGUGACUGCUAAGGGCACUUUGAAAUAUUUUUACACGCUGAGUGUACAAAACAUUAGUACUGAGUUGCACACCGUUUUGCCCUCCACAGUUCGUCAGGGCAUGGAGGUGUCGAAAGCUUUCCCUUAGGGGUGCUGGCCCAUGUUGACUCCAAUGCUUCCCACAGUUGUACACACAGGAAACUGUUGAGCGUGAAAACCCCAGCAGUGUUGCAGUUCUUGACACACUCAAACCGGUGCGCCUGGCACCUACUACCAUACCCCGUUCAAAGGCACUUCAAUCUUUUGUUUUGCCCAUUUAAAAAACAACACCAUUUUUUGUCAUUUAGCAGACGCUCUUAUCCAGAGCGACUUACAGUUAGUGAGUGCAUACAUUUUCAUACACAUUCACCCUCUGAACGACGCACAUACACCAUCCAUGUCUCAAUUGUCUCAAGGCUCAGAAAUCAUUCUUUAACCUCCUCCCCUUCAUCUAAAAUGAUUAAAGUGGAUUUAACAAGUGACAUCAAUAAGGGAUCAUAUCUUUCACCUGGUCAGUCUGUGUAAUAUAAAGAGCAGGUGUUCUGAAUGUUUUGUGCACUUCAGUGUAGAUGAAGGGGAGGAGACAGGUUCAAUAAUUAUUUUUAAGCCUUGAGACAAUUGGGACAUGGAUUGUGUAUGUGUGUCAUUCAGAGGGUGAAUGGGCAAGACAAAAGAUUUAAGUGCCUUUGAACGGGGUAUGGUAGUAGGUGCCAGGCGCACCGGUUUGAGGUUUGAGUGCGUCAAGAACUGCAACACUGCUGGGGUUUUCACGCUCAACAGUUUCCCGUGUGUACAACUGUGGGAAGCAUUGGAGUCUACAUGGGCCAGCAUCCCUGUGGAAUGCUUUAGACACCAUGUUGAGUCCAUGCCCCGACGAAUUGAGGCUGGCUUGAUAGCAUAAUUCAAGUUCAAAGCUUUAACAUCCCAAAACAGAGACAAAAAUACUAUGUUUUGACGUGUUGUUCUACAGCACACUGCUUGACACUGAACAUAGUCUCUUGUGUUGUAUCUUUUGAUAGCGAGAGAAACACAAGAGUUCACUCAGUCUUGAUUUAAAUUCAGUUUGAUGCAAAACAAGGUUUUACUCAUAGACGGUUAGCAGAGCUUUAAAAUAAACAUCAAGAGAUUUUGACAACAGUCAGUACUUAGAAACUGUGUAUUUGAUGUGCCAUCUUUCAGAAAUCAAUGACUGUUUUCCAUCUGUCUGUGAUGUUACAUGACUUCCUUGUGACCCUGAUAGUGUCUUGUGUUUCCGUCUUCCCAUAGGCUUGAUCGUGUUGGCGGCCAUUACGCCUGAGUCAUCGCUGGACUCAGGGCACGAGACCAACUCGGAGCUGACAGACGUCUCAGAGAUGGUGUCGGCCAUGAAGCAGCACCAGAACCAGGCCUACCUGCUGGCCCACCAUAUCAACAAGGAACGUAUCUUCAGUCGCAGGGACUUCCCCUUGGCCAUACCAGGCUGCACCACCCAGACUAUAGGAGGUGGUGCGUUCUCCAUGGGUCAGAUCCGCGGCGGCUGCCCCUCGAAGCCAGUGAUCCUCAGUAAGACUGUUCCCCUAAAGCUUAGCCCUGGACAGGACACUGCCAGUCCAGGUCUCAGCCCAGUGGAGCAGGGGAGUAAUGUUACCCAAGACCCGACGCAGAGUGAGCCGAGUGAAUGCAAGAAGGAAAAACCAGAGCCCACCAAAGCGUGCACCCCAGACCGCCCUGUGAAGUCACCUGAGGAGCUGAAAGUCUCAGAUCCAGGGCAGGCACCCAAGGUCGGCAAGGAUCAAAGGUCGCCCUGUUCUGCUGUGGGCAAACUAAGCCCGAAUCUCUCUGUGGGGGUCAAGGGGAAGAAGUCUGCGCCUCUGAGCCCGGACCCUACCAACAAAGCCUUACCCAUUCUCUUGCCUGUGGACAGAACUGCCUCCGCCAAGAUUUGCCCCAUGAAUAUGUGCCAAGAUGCCGAGACUGCCUCUAGCAAGACCAUCAAGCCUUCAAGCGCUAAAGAACUCUUGCCAGUUGAUGACCUGUUCUGCACGUGCCCAGUUAGAGAACCCGGGCCACAGCUAAGACUGAAUGAUCCACAUACCCAGAAGGUGGUGGUAUUCCACUCCUCUUCCCCAACAGAUGAUGAGCGUCUUCAUGCCAAAGGCCUCCAACUGGCCAGCAGCAAAGAGAGCACAGCAAGAGCAGCAGGAGGAGGAGGAGCAGACCCCGUCUUGGCCAAGCCCAGCCCCCAGGUCUCAACCAAGUACUCCCAGUCCCCACACAUGCCUGUGAAAGCUGAGAGGAAGGAAGCAGCAGAGGCCAAGGCAGAGAGGUCCCAGGGUAAAGCUCAAGCUGAGCCACAGAAAUGCCCCCCGAAGUCAUUACCUCUCCUGGGAGACCCCACACACCCUACCUGCUCUGUGGACAAGGUCUCCACUCUCCCAUCUGUCGACAGCAAGAAGCAGGGUGGCGGUAAAGGGAAGGCCCAGCAUAGCGUCCCCUUCCUGAGUAUCAAGAACCUCCUGUCGGCCACGUUCCCAGCUCGGAUUCGGCGGGAGACUGACGAGCGCCGAGCCCAGCUCCAGAAGGUCCGGCAGUACGAGUUAGAGUUCCUGGAAGAACUUCUGAAGCCCAAGUCGUCCGGGGGCGAGUACCUACCCCAGGGGUCCUCGCCAGUCCCCUCAUGCACCCCAUGUGCUUGCCAGCUCCUUACAAGUCCUGUGCUAAAAGCCCCCGGCAUCUCCCGAGAGCAACGCCGCAGCUGCGACUGCAAGAGGAUGUGUAGAGGCAUCCGACUGCCCGAUACACCGGGCGGCUCAACUGCAGAGACACAGCAGCAUAGAGGCAGAGAGAGACCCCUCUCCAAGAUCCCUCCAGCGACCUCCAAAACCCCUCACCCCCAGGGAGGUCCGAGGAGACCUCAGACCUUAGAGAUCAAGACCACCCGAAUCCGCUCGACCAGUCUGGAGUCGCGGGAACCCAGGGGGGAGCAGGCUUCCUGCUUGCCCACCUGCACCUCCCGCACAUCAGACUGCAUGGGCGCCCCGCAGUACAAGAAGCUCCAGAGGCGGUAUAGCAUCGGGGAGGUGGACAACGCUGAAGGCACCCAGCUGUACACCGAGGUCAAACCCAAAGCCAAGAGCCUGGAGAAGGAGAUGGAGCGAGUGAGGGCCACAGGACUGAGGCUUCCAACAACCGUGGAGCCCAUUCACAAUCAAACUCAAACUCAAACUCAAACGGCUGCUGCAGAGGCGAAGGGGAUGAAAGGAGUGUUCUUUAUCCAGGGAGAAGAGCUGCUGCGGGAGAGCAAAGAGGGGGCACCGACAGAGGUGCUGCUGGGGCUGCCUAGUGAGGACACUGAAGACAGGGAGAACUGCUGCUCCUUCUGUUUCUGCUACAGGAAGUGUGAGGCGGCGGACGAGAGCAGCGAGAAAGAAGAGCUCUCCUACUCCAUCCCUCUCCAGGUCCUGCCCGGGAUGCAGCUGGGUUCUCAGACCUUUCCCGUCAUCAGCAAAACGCUCCAGGUCCUCCACGCUGAGGGCUGCAGUGGGGAGGAGGAAGAAGUAGAGCAAGAAGAAGAAGAGGAGCCACAGACACAGGAAAUCGACCUUCGGGCCUGCGGGACUCUGGAGGGGAGCCUGGCGAGGGUUCAGUUCCUUCAAGGGAAGACGUUCAGCCUGCCGGACGGUUUCCUCAAUGCCCAGCUGGAUGCUAAUGAGCUGCUAGCCAUCCUGCGACAAUGCGCUAACAUUCCCCAGGUGGCUAACGAAUCACGCCUCCAGCCGUCCCGGAUCGCCGAGUACAAGCAGGAGCUGGCGGUGCGCUUCAAGGAGUUCAGGGCGGCGUGCAGGAGGGUGGCGAGCGUUGAGAAGAGCCCCACGCGCAUGCUGAGCGUUGUUACGGCCAGCUUCCUGGUCCUCUGCGAACUGACUCAGACCUUCAUCAAGCUGGUUAGAGGGGUGCGUUCAGAGCCCCAAAGGCUGCAGCUGCUGCGAAAGGUUGAAGAGGUUGCUAUCAAUUACACUUUGCUGUUGCGUGCAGCCGAGGAGGCGAUGGGCCACUCCAGUAGUCUGCCUAACAAGAGCGUGAGUCCCCAAGUUACUACACCCACCACUAACAUGGGCUCCCUCUCUCGCCCAAUCAAAACCCUGCCCACCCAGUAG
Coregonus sp. 'balchen' is the source of this 28138-nucleotide messenger RNA. Lineage: Eukaryota; Metazoa; Chordata; Actinopteri; Salmoniformes; Salmonidae. The record is from the annotation of a GenBank genome assembly.